Molecule: messenger RNA, 3071 nt
Organism: Ctenopharyngodon idella (grass carp)
Lineage: Eukaryota; Metazoa; Chordata; Actinopteri; Cypriniformes; Xenocyprididae
Gene: xpc
Product: xeroderma pigmentosum, complementation group C
Exons: 15
Coding region: 99-2783 (894 amino acids)
Biological process (GO): mismatch repair; nucleotide-excision repair
Cellular component (GO): XPC complex; nucleotide-excision repair factor 2 complex; nucleus
Molecular function (GO): single-stranded DNA binding; damaged DNA binding
Source: RefSeq, a predicted model, not a curated record
AGCGUUUAGAUCACCACAUUACAAUUAUACAACGUUAGUAGAGGCGGAUGUGACGUAUUUUCGGAUCUCCUGCAAGCAAAGUGCAUGCUUUCGGUGUUAUGAAAGUCCGCGAACAGCAACAGCAAAUGGCAAAGAGAAAAGAGACACAGCAGAAAACGGACACAAAGAAACCGAAGCAGAUUGCAAAGAACAAACCGGCAUCCAAAACACAAAAAAACAAAGAAAAUGGUAUGCUGGACAAAAAGAACCGCAAAAACUCCAGGGUGACGUCUCGUGUGUCCAAAAAGGUCAAAGAUGCCUCUGACGAGAGGACAAGCAAGUAUUUCCGAGACAGUAAAGUUAAAACAGAAGAGCCAGAGGACGUGAGUGACCACAGUGAGGAGAUGAGCUCCAUGUUCACAGAGCACUCAUCACCAUCAAAACAAGUCAAAGAAGAAGAAGAAGAAGAGGAGGAGAGUGAAGAUGAGGAGGAAUGGGAGGAAGUGGAAGAGAUGGCAGAACCGCUGGGUCCCGUGGACUCGGCAGAAUUAGCAGUUGUGUCAAAACCUGUGGAGAUUGAGAUCGAGACUCCAGACAUGGCUCGCAAGAGGCAGAGGAAGGAGAAAAGGAAAGAAGAGUUUGAAACUUAUCUGCGUCGAAUGAUGAAACGAUUUAACAAGGAACUGGUGGUGGAUACCCACAAGGUUCAUUUGCUUUGCUUAUUGGCUGGCGGUUUGUUUCGAAACAGACUCGCCUGUGAGCCUGACCUGUUGGCUGUUGCCUUGUCAAUACUGCCUGCCCACUUUACCACAGUUGCUAUAAAACGCAUAAACACUGGCUUCCUGGAGGGGCUUCUCAAAUGGUUUCAAGUGACGUUCACAUUAAACCCCACCUUACCUGAGGAGAAGGGAGUGGAGUUAAGGACGGUGCUAGAAAAACGAAUUGGCUGUUUAUCAGCAAGGGACCAUGAGGAGAUGACCUAUCUCUUCUUAUUGGUCCUGCGGUCAUUGCGACUCUACUGUCGGUUGGUGCUGUCCUUGCAACCUCUUCCUCUGAAGCCACCACCUGCUACCAAAAGCAAGACCACACCUACCAAGAGCUCUCCAGAGAAAGAUCAAUCAGAGAAACCGUCCCCAAAGCCUAAGAUAUCCCCUGGAUCCAAACGCCCGUCAUCAGCGACUGCUGCAGCAAAAGAGGAAAGAGGAGGAAAGAGAAAGAAAAAGAAAGAGGAAGCAGCAGAGAAAGAGGCAGCAGGGGGCCUGAAACCCAAAAACAGCAGAAGAAGAAGUGUAGCUUCAAAAGUGUCAUACAAAGAAGUCAGCAGCGAGGAGGAGGAGCAGAGUGAUGAGGAGUUUCAGCCACCCAAUGAGGAUGACAGUGAAGACUCCGACGGGCCCAUGAAAGUAUGCAGAAAGGCAAAGUUUAAAGGCAAAGGUGGGGCUUCUCAGAGGUCGAGCGUGGUCAAACAGGAGGAGAGAAGUGAUGAAGAAGAAGAAGAUGAUGAUGAUGAGGAGGAAGAGAAAGUGGUGAAGAAACAAAGACGUAAAAGAAAAGAGGGGAAAGGGGCGGAUGAGUGGUUGGAGGUUUAUUUGGAAAGUACCGGGAGGUGGGUGUGUGUUGAUGUGGAUCAAGGAGUUGGCCAACUGCAGCUCUGCUCCGAUCAGGCGACUCAACCGAUCACUUACGUGGUGGGCGUGGAUGACGAGGGGUACCUGAAAGAUCUUAGCAGCAGGUAUGACCCCACGUGGCUGACGUCAUCACGGCGCCGGCGCGUCGACUCUGAAUGGUGGGAAGAGACUAUGGAGAUCUACAAGUCUCCAGAUACUGAACGAGGACAGAAGGAGGAUCAGGAGAUGCAGGCAAAGUUACUGGACAAGCCAUUGCCGACAUCCAUCGCAGAAUAUAAGAACCAUCCACUGUACGCGCUAAAGAGGCACCUGCUUAAAUACGAGGCCCUCUACCCCCCUACAGCCGCCGUCCUGGGGUACUGCAGAGGAGAACCAGUUUAUUCACGAGACUGUGUGCAGACGCUCCAUUCUAGAGAUACCUGGCUGAAGGAAGCAAGAACAGUUCGACUAGGAGAAGAGCCAUACAAGAUGGUGGUUGGUUUUUCCAACCGUUCUCGUAAGGCCAGGAUGAUGUCCGAGCAGAAAGGUGUCAAAGAUCUGGCUCUUUUUGGAGUCUGGCAAACUGAAGAGUACCAGCCUCCGAUCGCCGUUGAUGGCAAAGUACCACGUAAUGAGUUCGGGAAUGUGUACAUGUUUAAAUCGUGCAUGUUACCAGUAGGAUGUGUUCACCUGCAUUUGCCAAAUCUGCACAGAGUUGCUCGAAAACUGAACAUAGACUGUGCUGCAGCAGUGACUGGUUUUGAUUACCAUUGUGGAUUUGCACAUGCAGUUAACGAUGGCUAUAUUGUCUGUGAAGAACACCAAGAAAUCCUGAAAGCAGCCUGGGAAAAUGAGCAAGAUAUUCAACAGAAGAAAGAACAAGAGAAACGUGAGAAGCGUGCAGUUGCUAACUGGACCCUGCUGGUCAAAGGCCUGUUGAUAAAAGAGAGGCUAAAGCGUCGCUAUGGGCAACAGGGGCUCGCAUCAGGGACGGGGCUUAAGCAAGGGAAAGAAGGCGGGGCUGAAGGACUGUCCUCAGAUGAAGAAGAGGUUGGGGCUCAGUCAGCCCCACCCUCUUUGGCUAGUUCAUGGCCACAGAACAGGCAAGAGGAACAAGAGGAAAAGAUUGUAAGGCGUGUAAGUAAACGAGAAAAACGUGGAGAGCAGAAACACCUCUUCCCUUUUGAAAAAGUGUGACUAAAGCGGCUCUUUAUUACCUUUCUUGUCUUUCUUUUAAAUGUUUUUUUUUUUCUGCAUUUAAAAGCAUAUAUUAUCUCUAACUGUGAGCCACUGUAAUUUACUAUCCUUGACCUUUUUAUAAUCGCAGUAAGGUGCAUACGCAGGGGGAUUUUGAAGAUGUCAAGCAUUUGUUUAUGUUUAGUCAUCUUUUCUGUGUCUACAUUUCUUUUUCUAUCAAAAUACAUAUUUUUAUAGAACAUGCUGUUGAAAAAAAAAAACAUGCAAAUAAACAAAUUGUUUGUUGCA